Columba livia (rock pigeon) is the source of this 611-nucleotide messenger RNA. It is a transcript of the gene MRPL41, whose product is annotated as mitochondrial ribosomal protein L41. Gene Ontology annotation, cellular component: mitochondrial large ribosomal subunit. Gene Ontology annotation, biological process: translation. The transcript has a single exon. The coding region runs from base 120 to 527 and encodes 135 amino acids. Gene Ontology annotation, molecular function: structural constituent of ribosome. NCBI's taxonomy places the organism in Eukaryota, Metazoa, Chordata, Aves, Columbiformes, Columbidae. The record is from RefSeq and is a predicted model, not a curated record.
UCGGCCAAUGGGAGCGGGCGGUGUUGCCGUGUGCGGAGGCCGCGGCGCGCUGAGGUGAAGGCGGCUCCGGUACCGGAGCGGGGAUCGGUCCUGGUUUGGCUGCCCCCCCGGUGCCCGGCAUGGGGCUGCUCGCCGCGCUGGCCCGCGGGCUGGUGCGCGGCGCCGACCGCAUGUCCCCGUUCACCAGCAAGCGCGGCCCGCGGAGCCACAACAAGGGCCGUGGCGCCAAGAAGCUGGGGGUGCUGACGGCCGGCAGGAAGUUCAUCCUCCUCAGGGAGAUGGUGCCGCAGUUCAUCGUCCCCAACCUGGAGGGUUUCAAGCUCAAGCCCUACGUCUCGUACCGCGCCCCCGAGGGCUCCGAGGCGCCCAUGACGGCCAAGCAGCUCUUCAGCGAGGUGGUGGCUCCGCGCAUCGAGAAGGACGUGAAGGACGGGACGUUCGAGCCCGGCAACCUGGAGAAGUACGGCUUCGAGCCCACGCAGGAGGGGAAGCUCUUCCAGCUCUUCCCCAAGAACUACGCGCGGUAGAGCAUCGUGGGAAGACCAUCGCCCUGGUGUGAGAGGCUGUUACUGGCUAUUAAAAGCAAACCCUUCCUCUUGGUCUUUCUGCAA